Molecule: messenger RNA, 3114 nt
Organism: Hyaloscypha bicolor E
Lineage: Eukaryota; Fungi; Ascomycota; Leotiomycetes; Helotiales; Hyaloscyphaceae
Exons: 1
Coding region: 112-3003 (963 amino acids)
Source: RefSeq, a predicted model, not a curated record
AAAGCCAUUUUGUUGUCACGUUGAACGAAUUGCCGUUUGCGGCCUGCUAGUUGUUGAAUCCGGCAAUUCUCCACAUCACGCUUGCAGCCAUCAAAAUCUCCUUUGUUUUCCAUGAAGAAUACCGAUUCAAAUGGCUGUGAGAGACUUCUCAAUUUUGCCGUCAUAGAAUUGAAAGCCCUCUCACUUCGAAUUCAACAGGAUAAAAUCAAAAUUCGUGGACGAAAACACGGAAAAUUGGAAGCGAUGGUUUCUCACCUCGAUAACCCUGUCUUCCUCACCAUUAUACCUUACCUCGUGUACCUCUGGACUCUCUUCUGCCACACGUUUCCGAUCAACCGAAUUAAAGGGCCCAUAACAUCAAAGCUUCUCCUCGGAUAUCUUCGAUGGGUCACCAAAGUCUGGUGCAUAGCAACUUUGGGCUACCUUGUCAUAUGCCUCGUCUUCGCACUCCUCACAGCCUCAACACCGUCCUCAAGACUUUCCCAGAUACUCUCCGGGUUAACAGAGUGCACCCGCCGUUCCAACAUCAACAAAUGCAAUAGCCACCAAUACGUAUGCUCGUUGCUGCGGAAGGAGUGCUGGGCUCUAGCCAUGUGUCUCUCGCAAUCCAAACAACACGCUAUCAUAUCUGAGAUUCUCCUGGAGUGGAUCUAUCAAUUUUGGAGCGGCUAUUACUGGUUUAUCCCGCUCGCCAGCUUGUACAUACUCAUCAUCGCUAGGUUUCCUGGAGAUGUCGCUGCAAGUGGGUACGGAUUUGGUGGUAGAACUUGUGUGCCUCACGGUCCUGAUUCUCCAGAUGCUGAAGCCAUAGAGGAAGCAGUAGGCAACGACCUCCAUGUUCCUCCAACCCCGCCUACCCCACCUCCUCGUCGCCGGGUUCGUCUUACCCAUCGCCAGGAUCGUUCUCGCAUUCAGGCUCGUUUUGCUCGUCAAGAUGCGACUUUGAACGAGAAUGUGGACAUCGCACGACCGCAAGACCCAGCACAAGCACAAGCGUUGCGCAGCGCUGGUUUCCGAGCCAUUCCACCGCCCGGUUUCGUGCACAACGAUCUGAAUCCCAACCCGGAAGGUCGACUUCGCGCCGCCGCUUACGAGCGGGAUCACUUCAGACUCUUAGACGAAGCCGACAGGGCAUUUCAUAUCUUUAGAAUCGGGGGAAUCACUGCAACUCCAAAUCAUCUGGCGGAACAAGGACUUGUCGAAACUCAGGAUCCCCCAUUCCAUCCUCCAGAAGUCGAUGAAGCUCGGGUCCCAGGGGCCGGUGUUCCCAUUGCUGGUGAAGGAAGGCAAGCCUUGCUUCUGUCGCGGAGCGGUCAUGCGGAAUCGGCGGUUGACCCGAAUCAGCCACGCCACCCUGUAUAUGCUUGGGAUGCUAUAGGUCUUCUGGUCCCAGACCCUACGCUUGAGCAUCCCGAUGCGUUCGUAGAUCGUGCGGGUAGGCGAUACAAUAUAGUAGUCCGCCGAACAGGAGCUACUGUACCUCUGGCCCGAGCUCGAGAAAUCCUCGAAAUCGUUGAUGAGGAUAAACAGGGUGGAGAGGAUGCAGAGGGCGGAGGAAAUCAAGAGGAUAGAGAAUAUGAAACCGGUGACGAGACUGUAACAGAUGAUGGGGAUCACAACGGAGGAGGCCCAUCGCCUCGAGAAAUCGAAGAUUCAACGGCCAGUGGCCCAAACUUCGGAGAAGAGCUUGCACAUCAAAUGGCUCCUAUCCCAGCCCCCCGACGGCCACGACCUAUAACCACGGAGCUUCUGCAACAAUAUCGUCUCAACCUACUUGCUCAUGAACCCCCUGUUCCGGAGUUCAAUAGGCCUGUAGGCUCUAUCGAGAGACCUGCCGGAGACGCUCACCCGGAGCCAGGCGACUACUGGGCCGACAGUCGAGGCGCAAGAUUCAGCAUUACCCAACUCCGGGGCGAUGAUAUUCAAUUCCUCUCUCACGAUGAAGUGACCCGGAUCCUAAAUGGACCUCCGCCGGGAGAGCAACCAGUUGGUGGCCCCCACUUUGAAAUAGGCCCAGCCACCCGAGCUUGGUUCCAAACUCCCGCGGCCCAGGCACAUUUUCUGGUUCAGAAUGAUAUGCAUCCGGUUGCUUUCGAGGAGUCUGCAGAAGGCGGACGCAUCGAGACACUUCGGCCGCGCUUUCCUCAGGGAGAUCUUGUGGCAUAUGAUGAGGCAGGUUUUGCCGACCAACGCUUGGCUGCCUUCGUGAUGCGUGACGAAACCUACAUCACAUUUCUAGUCGUGGAUCAUGUAGGCUAUGCUGUGGAUCCAGAAGAAGUACAAACUGCGCAGGACCUUCACAAGCUGUGGCGUCAGCGGGCUUUCGACGCGUUGCCAUUUGUCGAUAAUUUCAUAACCCACAACAAUCUCUUUUCAACCACCUAUCCUGAUCCACAGCCUGCUAGGCCGCAGAUGCCUCAAGGUGAGCUUCGACCAGAGCAAGGACGCCCGACGCACCUGCUGGAUGAUACCCAGACUCGGUAUCUUGUCUAUAGGCGCAAUGGGGUACAAGACAUGGUGCAACCUCAAGAGGUUCUGCGGCUCCAAGACGAAUUCCUCCUGCGGCAGCUUCAACUGCGGCGAAUUGACGCGAUACCAUAUGUCUAUAAUUUCCUCACCUCAAACAACCUCUUUUCAGUCGCACAUCCCGAUCCGCCACUACGUGCCGGGCCCGAGAUGCCCCACGGAGAUCUUAGACUCAUUGGAGAAGACCCGACGCACUUGCAAGAUGAGACCGGGACCAGGUAUCAAGUCUUCAGGCGACAAAAUUACGAGCCCACAGCGAUGGAGCUGAGCCUUGUGCCGAAUGGCGAGGUUCUGCGGCUGCAAACUGAAUUUCUCCAAGUAUACCAGCGGGCGAGACAAGAUAUCGAACCAGAGAAUCGAGAGCAAGGUAACGGACCCGGGACUGCGAGUGAUCGAGAAUAUCCAGCAAGUGCACCAGCGAAUUGGGAUGGCGAAUCCGGGAGUACGGACGGUCAAGAAUAUGCAAGAACUUUAUAGAAGGGGAGACAGAGGGCCGUCGAACAACAACAGCAAGAACGUACCUCAGAUGACGAGGUCUGGUUGCCGAAGAAUCGUCCAUCCUUUAUAAGAGGGUAAUCGAAUGUUUCU